This is a messenger RNA of Erinaceus europaeus (western European hedgehog), 1624 nucleotides long. RefSeq names its product NADPH oxidase activator 1 (gene NOXA1). Bases 154 to 1569 code for a protein of 471 amino acids. Gene Ontology annotation, molecular function: superoxide-generating NADPH oxidase activator activity; protein binding. Gene Ontology annotation, biological process: superoxide anion generation. The transcript is spliced from 11 exons. NCBI's taxonomy places the organism in Eukaryota, Metazoa, Chordata, Mammalia, Eulipotyphla, Erinaceidae. The record is from RefSeq and is a predicted model, not a curated record.
GAGGUCCGGGGGCGAGUCAGGCCUGUGGGGAGGGGCGGGGCGUGCCGGGAGCUCUCGCACCCCUGCCAAGUGCUCAGUCAGGUGACCCGGGGCCCGUCCAACCCAGUCAGUGUCCGCGACUCAGUGUCAGGGGAGCUCCGGCCGCGCCCCGCCAUGUCCUCGCUCCAGCAGCGGGUGCACGACUGGCACCAGGGCGCCGAGGCAGUGGCGCGCGGGGACUGGGGCUGCGCGCUGCGCUGCUUCUCCCGCGACCCGGACCCGCCCGCCAGAAUGUGCUUCAACGUGGGCUGCGUGCACCUGCUGGCCGGCGACCCCCAGGCUGCAUUGAGGGCAUUUGACCAAGCUGUGACCAAGGACGCCUGCCUGGCUGUGGGCUUUUUCCAGCGAGGAGUGGCCAAGCUCCAGCUGGACAGGUCCCAGGAGGCCCUGACUGACUUCCAGCUGGCCCUGGCACUGCUGAGGGACAACGCCACCAUUGACUACAGGCAGCUGGGCCUGAGUUUCAAGCUGCAAGCCUGGGAGGUGCUGUUCAAUGUGGCCGUGGCUCAGUGCCGCCUUGGCCUCUGGACUGAAGCCACCAGCAGCCUCCUGGAAGCCAUCUCCAAGGGCACAGUAGCAGCCCGCACUGGUCUAGAUGCUGCCCUGGACCAAGUGCAGAAACGGGCCUCCCUGCAGCCUCGGCGGGUUCCCAAUGGUGAGGUCUUCAGGCCCCACAGGUGGCACCUGGAGCAUCUGGAACCAGUGGAUUUCCUGGGCAAGGCCAAGGUGGUGGCCUCUACUGUCCCGGACAUCCAGAGGCCUCAUGAGGAGCAAGUCGGCAAACAAGCUGUUGCAGGGCUACUGGUGGCUGGGGGGCCAGACCCAGGGCCCUCAGAGGACCCUACAGAUGCUAGGGGAGAAGCUUCAGGGGGCUGUGACCCUGAGUCCUUGGUCGACGUAACUGUACAGUGCACCUUUACCCUGGUCCUGAAGGUCCCCUGGGGCACUGACCUGCCCCACCUGCGGGCGCUCCUGAGCCAGGCCCUCCCUCUCCAGGCCAGGUGUGGGCAGCUCAGUGUCCAAAGUGCAGGUGAAGCCCGCCACUGGGUCCCCAUCCCUGGGGAGGAGGCUCUGCAGAGAGCUUGGCAGGACUCAGUGCACCUCAGGGGGCUGCAACUACAGUGUCGGGGAGCAGCUGGCCGCCCUGUUCUCUACCAGGUAGUAGCCCAACACAGCUACUCGGCCCAGGGGCCCGGGGACCUGGCUUUGCAACGGGGCGACACCGUGGACAUCCUGAGCGAAGGUAGCUCUGCCCCGUCCACUUACAGAGCUGGGCCAUCCAGUGGGGUUCCUGGGGCCCAGCGGCUGGCUGUGGGCAGAUGUCAGACAUUGUGGGAGCUCCAGCAUUCACCAGCGUCCCCUUUCCCUCACAUGUCCUCUGACACCCCUACACCCACCUCUGUACCCAUAGUGGACCAGGCAUGGCUGGAGGGCCACUGUGAUGGGCGGAUUGGCGUCUUCCCCAAGUGCUUUGUGGGCCCAGUCAAGCAGGCCGAACGCAAAGCCCCGGCCGAGCCUGGAGCCUGGUAGCAAGACCAGCUCAGAGUCCUGCAUGGAGGCUUUUAAUAAAGGCAAGCUGUCCCUA